AAAUGUAACAGUUUUUGACCGUUUGAAUAAAGGCUUCUCGUACCAGUUUGUCAAUGUAGCUAGUUAGCGAACGCCUGGUCGAGCCGUAUAGCUAGCAACAUCUGGCUAACUUACUUUGCUAAGAUGAACUCCUGUGCCAAAUUGUUCAUUUUGAUAGCCAUCGCAGGAGUUUGUGUUAUCUUGUAUUUGGCCACUUUGGAGGAACAUGUUACAACAGACCUGAAUUGUGGAAAGAGACCAGAGAGACCAUCAACGAUGAUGCCAUUUGACUAUGAUGAUUAUGGUGGUGGUCGGUUCGUUGGUGGCACUCCAAUUGACCCUAGUAUUUGGCCGUGGCAAGUCUCCAUCAUGCACCGUCCGACCGCAGCAGAUCCUUUUCAGCAUCACUGUGGAGGAGCCAUCAUCAGCCAGGACUGGAUACUGACAGCUGCCGUAUGUGUUCAGGCACCACAGCAUCGCCUUUCAAGCAACCUGAUAGUCAAAGCUGGGACCACGGAUACAAACCACAAUGACGCGAACACACAGGAAUUACAAAUUGAGAGGAUAGUCCCGCACAAACUUUUUAAUCCUAUCACACUGCGAUACAACAUUGCACUUCUGAAGUUGAAACCCCCCCUUGUAUUCAACACCUUUGUGGAUGAAAUUUGCAUCCCAGAUAAUUCCAAUGUUGAAGAACAUCAGUAUGGUAUCUGCCACAUCACAGGCUAUGCAGGGCCCAAUGCAAACACCAGCAUUUUACAAGAAGCAGAAGUGAAGAAAAUUGGCACUCCCAGGUGUAACAUGCCUACCUGGUGGAACUACAAAGUGGCUAGGGACAUGUUUUGUAUGUCUCAUCCCAGUGGCAUGGGUGGUCCUGAUGGUUGUGAGGUAAACAGAGGCCGAUACAACCUGUUACAUUCAGACAUGAUAUGUGUCCCCAAUGGCACCCCUUUUGACCAGAGCUCUGGGGUGCCAUUUGGGACACAGACAUGUCCUACAUUUUGUUUAAUCUCUGACAUUUUAGAUAACAUGUUAAUGAAUCUUGGGGGCCCUGUGAGCUGCUUCAUGCCUGCAAACAACCGCUACUACAUCUAUGGAGUGCGGGUGUAUGCCAAAGACUGUGGUGUGCCUCGUCGGCCCAACAUUUACCUCAAAAGCCUCUAUACUUUAGCCUCUACCCCAGUGGACCCCCAUAGCCGGCCUCCACUCCAGUGGACCCCCAUAGCCAGCCUCCACCCCAGUGGACCCCCAUAG
This is a messenger RNA of Oncorhynchus mykiss (rainbow trout), 1233 nucleotides long. Lineage: Eukaryota; Metazoa; Chordata; Actinopteri; Salmoniformes; Salmonidae. The record is from RefSeq and is a predicted model, not a curated record.